GCAUGAGGAAUAAUUACUCAUAAAUCAUUAGCUUAGUGAUUUUCAACCAGUGUGCCGCGGCACACUAGUGUGCCGCGAGAGAUCGUCAGGUGUACCGUGGGAAUUUUUUAAUAUCACCUAAUUAACCAUUGUCGGGUGUCUGUGCUGUAAUAAAGUGUCGCAGAUAAUGUACCGUAAUUUUCUGACUAUAAGCCACGCCUUUUUUCCCAUUUUUCGAUUCUGCGGCUUAUAUAACGGUGCGGCUAAUCUAUGGAUUUUUACAGCUAACGGCUACUCGGAAAAUUAGUAUUCAAAGCUUAAAUCAGUAUUCUGAGCUUCGUUUAUUUUUAAGAAAAAAAAGUAAUACUUGACGAAAUGCUGACCUUAGUUGUUUGUUUACGUUCGCUGUACAGCGCCGCGCCAAUCAACUUUGACUGGCUUGCUGCAGAGCGUCAGCGUCUUGGGAAUACCCGAUCAAUGUAAUGGAUAUAAUAUGGACACAUAAGACAAUCAAUGUUCGGUAUUUGUUAUGGAUUUAUUGUACAAAUUCCCUGAAAAGAUGCACGUUUCAGGAUGAAUUGAAAAGCUCCCGUAAGGGCUGAGAUGGCAGAGGACAGCUGAUUUGGAACGGAAGAACAGCUGUUCGCUUUCACGGGGAAAAACUAAAGAAUUUCAACCAACUUAGGCCUACUAAUUAACGUUCAAAAGCUAUCAAAUAUUCAACAAAAUAUGCAGAUACUGUCAAAAUCGGGUCCAGGGAGUAUAUAGGGAUUAUUAAUGUGUGUUUUUUUCUGGAACGAGUAUUCGAAUAUUUGCUCGGAAAAACCAACGAGUUUUCGAAGCCUGAAAAAUGGCAUUCGGGUCAGCCCUAAUGGUAAUCAAACAUUAAAACAGAGAGAGACUGAGAGCUGUUGAGGAAGAGCUUCGUGUGUGUCUUUCUACCAUUCCUGCCAGGAUAUCCAUUUUGUGUUCAUCGAAACAGGCCCAGGUUUCACACUUAGUGAGUAUAAUUACAUUUAGAAAAUAUAUUAUUAACUAUAUGUGUUAGAGCUAUGCAGUUCUUAGAUUUAAUAGUAAAACAUUUAUUUAGUUUGUUUGCUUAAUAUAAAAUAAUAUGACUUUUAUGUUUAUUUUCUCGUUUGUAGGGAUUGGAAUUGAUCAGAAUUUCACGAUUCCGAUUCCUUAUCGAUUCUCUUAUCGAUCCGAUUCCUUAUCGAUUCUCUUAUCGAUUCUCAUUGGGUGAGAAAAUAAGUAUAAAUGUGUUUGUUUGUAUUAAAUCUCUUUAAUAUCUGAUCAGAAGUGCUUCUAGUAUUAGGAAAUUGUACAUUUUCAAAUCAAUUGGUCUAGACGAAAAAAGAUAUGUUUGGCUUUUUAAGCCCAAAUGCCAUCAUUAUGUGCCAUACAACUAAAAACACAGACUGAAAACAGCCAAGUAAGAGCUUGUGCCUUUUGGAAUGCUAACAGUGCUCAUUUGCAUUCAACUUGUAACAAAAUUCAACUGACAUAAACAAAAUGAAGCAUUGAUUAGACAGAGAUUUAUUAGAUGGGCCUACCUAAUAAACCGUUGGAACACACAAGACCGGAAACCAUAGCAAUGACGGUAAACAAACCCCGAGAAGCCCAAUCCCUAUGAGAGCUCCCCACGCUACGGCCAUCCGGAGGCAACAGAGCUGUUGGCCGUGAUAUUAUAUAUACAAUUAUAAUAUAUUAUAUACUAUUAUAUAUAGAGCUCCGGGAGUCGCAAACUGCAACAAUCACUCUCUCCUCCAUGCCGCAGUUCACCCCGGACUGCACUGCAAUGAGUUUGACGGCUGAACGCUGAUUGGCUGUUACGUUACACAUGUCACUCAGUUAUCACGCUGUUGAACGCUAAUUGGCUGUCAUCACGACAAAAACUUGUCGCCGGUUUUCUCCCGCGAAAAAUUCGCCCUUAUACGCGUCUCUACGUUCACUUUGUAUGGGAUCUUGUCGCCCUGUCGCGUUUGGUGUGAACGCACAAUGCGAUUCUUCCUCGGCGGCGACAUGUUUGCUGCGUUCUGAACCAAAUCAAAGCAGCGUGUGUGUGACGUCACAAUGCAUUUGCCGCGACCGGAACCGAUAAGCGGAAUUGUUAAGCAGGCUUGCUAAUGAUUCCAAGGAAUCGGUUGACUCGGAACCGGUUCUGAACAAGAACCGGUUCUCGAUUCCCAUCCCUACUCGUUUAUUAUAAAUUAGUUAAUUUGAGUUUGUUUAUGCUUUUGUUUUGAAGUUAUUACUAGCCUAUAUAUAGAGGUGGCGGGCAUAGGUAAGACAGGCAUAGGUAAGACAGGCACUGGGAAGGGUCAUGGUUUUUUACCAGCUGUACGAGAGAGACAAAGGAGUGAGGCUGCUGGUUCACACUGUUGCACAUUUGUUUUGUUUGCUUGGAAGAUCGGAAAAUAAACCUGCAGAAAUCUAAAUUCACGACUGGACAGUUGACUCUUUCCCCUGCACUGCGUAAGAUUUGUCCCCCCUUGUGCCUCAGUGGCUAUUUUGAUUACUUUGCUUUGUUUGGUUUCUUAAUUUUCAAGUUAUUGUUUUAUUGAGGACAAAUCGCCACAACAAUAUCUAUUAAAUGUACCAUGUUAGAGUGUCAUUUUGUGUCAUUUUGGUUGGUGGUGUGCCCCAGGUGGUGUGCUCCUAAUGUUGGUAGUGUCUGAUUUUAACUGAGGUUUAAGUCUAGAAUACACAUUCUGAGGCCCCGUUUACACGAGUUCGCUUGCGGGUAAAAACAACAACAAAAAUGUAUCGAAAGUGCCUUUCGUUUAGAGACGGUGACAGCGUUUUUGGGGCUUAAAAAUGCAAAAAUUUGAAUCCACCCUCCAGAGUGGAAAACUUGAAUACGCUCCGCCGUAGCGUUUCCGUCGACACUGCCAAGACGCAAAACUCUGCUCAGAUCUGCUCACGUCGCGUACGCGUUUACGUCACAUACAUACCCCUGUACAGGGAAAUAAACAAACAUGUUGGAUUAUUUCCAUGCGUCGGACCGUCAAGCUGCUCUGGCAGCUCUAAUAAACUAACAGGAGUCUUUCCACGAAAUGUACAGGAUAUGUACAGAUAGUAGGCUAUUACUGAACAGAGAAGGAUCUGUAAUUAUGUUUUGGUUUUCGCGGCGCAGAUAAGAGAAGAAAGAUUCUACUCAUGCGCUCAGACAUGGCGGUGUUGUGUGAUAGUGUGUCACAGCACCACCUAGCCGCCUGACAUGAAUACCCAAUCGAAUUCCACACACUUUUGCGUCAUCGUAUGCACGCAGAUUUCCUCCCGAAAACGCUUGUCUAGACACGGAAUAAAAAAUUCAAACGCGACGCUACUUUUGGGUCUUCUGUUCAGACCGUCAUCAUGUAACCGUAGCCUGAGACCACAGACGAGGAACCAUGGGAGGGCGAUUCCUCUCACCGUGACGUGAGCCAGCCGUCUUUGAGGGGCCACUAAUCCGUAAAUGAGGAACACUGACUCAAGCCAUGCUGGAGACGUUCUCACCAGACUCAGACUGAUAUUUGCUGCCUGGCUGAAUUUGCAUGGCUUCGGGGGACAUAGGCAAUGCGGGAGUGGUCUAUAGCUCCCACAGUGAAACACAGAGCGAAGUAGGAAAAAAAACUUUGGGUUACUUAACGUAAUCCCUGGUUCUUCGAUAACAGAGUGAGGUGUUUCACCAACAUGUCCCACCUUGCAUUUACACAGAAAGAAACCGGUAUAGAAUGAUUUGAGGAAGGAGGGUCGACUGUAAAAGUGCAGGGGGCGGGGCCCUGUGGCACAGUCCGACCUGUCUGUCAAGGACAGACGUGGUGCGAUUGGAGCUUCCGUAGUAGGUCACGCCUAUGCGAUUCCCAUAGUGAAACACCGAGCGAAGUUAGAAAAAGAACCAGGGAUUACUUUAAGUAACCCAAAGACUCACUCGUACACAUUGCAACUUUGAAUUGAAUGGAAUUUAUUUUUUUAUUUAUUAAAUAAAAGUUUGAAUGGGGUGGAAAAUAAAUUAAAUGUUUAAUGCACUAAUAUUUAUAUCGAUAUUUGAAUAUAUAUAUAUUUUUUGUCCUGUUCCACUUAAUUUACAGGCCAUCAGCUUUGGGAGCGAGACAAAUCUCAAACUCAACAUUGGAGAAUCAGAUGAAGGGCCAAGCCUAGAUAACCAGAGAGCAUCCUCACCUACACCAAGCGGUAUCUCCAUGAAGAGUGACCGCUCCAUUGAUCAUCCACCAGAACUCAACAAAGGAAAAUCAGUGGGAGGGCCCAGCCUAGAUAACCAGAGAGCAUCCUCACCUACACUAAGCGUCGUCUCCAUGAAGAGUGACCGCUCCAUUGAUCAUCCACCAGACCUCAAAAAAGGAAAAUCAGUGGAAGGGCCCAGCCUAGAUAACCAGAGAGCAUUCUCACCUACACCCAGCGGUCUCUCCCUGAGUGACCGCUCCAUUGAUCAUCCACCAGACCUCAGGAGAGGAGAAUCAGUGGAAAGGCCCAGCCUAGAUAACCAGAGAGCAUUCUCAUCUACACCCAGCGGUCUCUCCCUGAGUGACCGCUCCAUUGAUCAUCCACCAGACCUCAGGAGAGGAGAAUCAGCGGAAGGGCCCAGCCGAGAUGAGCGUCCCAGCAAUGCCUUUGUGAAGGAUGAAGUACUAGACUUUAACAAUGGAGAAUCUGAGGAAAGCAUUCAACGAAAAUUAAAGCAAGCUGCCAAGAAAAAAGCCAAGGACAAGCUCACAAAAAACCUUAAGAAGAGAAUCAUCGAUGAGUACGGGAUACGCCCGAGGAAUGAGGAAAUUGAAACUGACCUGUUCAUCACAGGAGGGCAGAAAGACAAAAAGGGAGGUAGAGAGAUCCAAACUGGAGCCAAGGACACAAGACAAACUACAUAUGAUGAAAUAUUUCAAUCCAAAGGCUCUAUAAAAAAAGUGCUAACAAAGGGGUUGGGUGGUAUUGGUAAAACCUUUCAGGCACAGACACUCAUGUUGGACUGGGGAAGGGGAAGGAUUUACCCAGAAAUUGAUAUGUUAUUUAAAAUCAAUUUAGGGAAACUACAAUCAACAGAAAUUGAAAGUCUGGAGGAACUACUUGAUCAUUUAUUGGGAAAAGACAGUGAACAUAGAACAUCAGAUUAUAAAGACUACAAAAUAGCAUUUGUGCUUGAUGGUUUGGAUAAGUGUCAACUUCCUCUUGACUUUGAUCCCAAGAAUGACUUGACUGACACCAGAAAGAAAGAUUCUGUGGACAGGCUACUGACAAACCUCAUCAAGGGAAAUUUACUGCCGUCUGCUUGCCUGUGGAUUCUAACCCAACACUCAGCUGCUGAUAAGAUUCCCGCUGAGUUCAUUGACCGAGUGACUGAGUGUCAAGACUCUGUGAAGCGACGACAGAAGCUUAUCAAGAGCAUGAAGAAACGGUAUACUAAUGACUUUCAAAAUAACAAAGAUUUGAUUCUUCCCAACCCAAGUAACACUGAACACAUUGAAAAGGAGAGCAGUGAUGCUUUGUCGAAUGUCAAGGCAAUAUCUUAUGCUGUAGCUGAUAUUUUCAAAGAAUCAAAAACGGUUCUAACAAUUGUAGAUGCUUGCAUUGGAAAAACCAUUCAUGCACAGAAAUUCACAAGAGAGUGGGCAGGAGCUGUCCCCUCACGCAAAACCCGACUUUUUAAUUUAGUAUCGAGAAUGGAACCGGACACAGAAAUUGUGUUCCAUCUAACUUCUCACCAACUAUCUAAAUUCAAAGAAGAAAAGAAAAGCUUGAUAGAACUCCUCAACGACGUCUUCACAGAAACUGAACAGUUUGUAAUAUCUGACUUUGAGAAGUAUAAACUCAUAAUUGUCCUGGACGGUUUGGAUGGGCUUCCACUGGACUUUGGCGACAGUGUUAAAACCCUGAGCGAUGUGAGAGAGGCAGCCCCUGUUAGUAGGCUGCUUUCCAAUCUCAUCAGGGGGAAUCUGCUUCCGUCUGCCCUUCUCUGGAUACUCUCCAGGCCUCUGGAAGCCAAGCAAAUCCCCUCUAAAUUCAUCGACAGACAGACAGUAAUACGAGAAAAGCCGGAUUUUGCAAGCCAGAAGAAACUUAAAGAUCAUUUGAUCAAGCAGUUUCAACGAGUCUCCGAAGGGAUCACCCAACAAGGAAAGUCAGCUCUUCUUCAUGAGAUCUACACAGAGCUAUACAUCAUAAAGGGCGAGAGUGACGAUGUCAUUGGUCAGAACGAAAGCAGGCGGGUUCAAGCAGCAUCAUUUGAAAGUGGUAGACAGGAAACGGCAAUCAAACAUCAUGACAUCUUCAAAUCAGGACAAAAUAGAGAAAUAAGAAGUGUUCUGACAAAUGGAAUUGCAGGGAGUGGAAAGACAAUGGCUUUACAGAAGUACAUGUUGGACUGGGCGGAAGGCGCAGUCAAUCAGGGCAUAUAUUUUCUCUUUACAUUUCCCUUCCGGGAGCUGAAUUUGAUGAAUACUGUAGAGCACAGCUUUGAAGAAAUUAUAAAUAGCUUCUUUCCCGAAAUGAAGACAUCAGAAAUCACAAAUUAUCGUAAUUACAAAAUCCUUAUUGUACUCGAUGGCUUUGAUGAGUGUCGGCUGGAUCUUAAUUUCAGUGAAAUUAUGGACUGGUCGGACAUGAAAAAGCCAGCACCUUUGAACGUCCUGCUGAAGAAUCUCAUCAGGGGAAACCUGCUUCCCGGAGCACAGCUCUGGAUCACUGCGCGGCCCGCAUCCUCCAGAAACAUUCCUCCGGAGUGCAUCGACCUGGUUACCGAAGUCCGUGGAUUCAAUGACCUCCAAAGGGAGCAAUACUUCAGAAAAAGAUACGAUCCAGAGCUGGCCGAGAGAAUCUUCUCCCACAUCAAAACUUCAAGGGCACUUUACAUCAUGUGCUACAUUCCAGUCUUCUGUUGGAUUACCUCCACUGUGCUGGAAGACUUGAUGCAUAGCGAGGAGAACGUGCAGCACAUGCCCAAGACUUUGACCGACAUGUACAUAUGCUUCCUCUUGUUACAGUGCAAAGUGAGCAUUGUAAAAUUCCAGGGUGGUGCUGAGAAAAGGGAGGACGUCAAUGGUACAGAGUCAUACUGGACCAAGAAAAACAAAGAAACUGUGUUGUCCCUGGGGAAGCUGGCAUAUGAGGAGCUGAAGAGGGGUAACUUGGUCUUCAUAGAAGAGGACCUAAAGCAACGUGAAAUGGACAUCACAGCAUGUGCAGUCUACUCUGGCCUGUUUACACAGAACUCAAUGGAGAGUUAUGAUCUGAUAAAGCAAAACCUGUACAGCUUUGUCCAUCUGAGUAUUCAGGAGUUCCUUGCUGCGGUUUAUGCCUUUGUCACAUUCGUCAACACAGGGGAAAAUGUGCUCACUGAGCCUGCUAUUACAGUCGGAGGCCAAUCCGACUUCUACAUAUGUGCUGUGGACAAAGCUUUGGAAAACGACAAUGGAGAUUGGGACAUGUUCCUUCGCUUCCUCCUUGGUCUUUCCCUGGAGACAAACCAGAAGCCUCUGCAUGAUCUGUUGGUGAGCCAGGCAGGAAGAAAGCAGCCUGAGACCAACAAGGACACAAUUGAGUACAUCAAGACAAAGAUUGAUGGAGACAUCAAUGCAGAAAAGCGCAUCAAUCUGUUCCACUGCUUGAACGAGCUCAAUGACCAUUCUCUAGUGAAGGAAAUAAAGGACCACCUUCAGAAACAAAGCCUUACGUUUGAAAAAUUCACACGACCACAGUGGUCCGCCCUGAUGUUUGUCCUAUUGACAUCAGAUGCGGAUCUGGAUGUGUUUGAUCUGAAAAAAUACGUCAAAUCAGAGGAGGUUCUUGAAGGAAUGCUCCCCCUAGUGAAAGUCGCCAAAACAGCUUUGCUGAACAGGUGUGACCUCACUGCCAGGUCCUGCGAAGGCUUGGCAUCCUCUAUCCUGAAGUCCAGCUCUUCUAACCUAACAGUGCUGGACCUCAGCCACAAUGAUAUCAAAGAUGCAGGAGUGGAAAAGCUUGCUGAAAGCCUGAGGAGCAAAUGCUGCAGGCUUGAGGUUCUCAAGUUGUCAUACUGCCAAGUGACAAAAACUGGCUGUCUGUCACUGGCAUCAGCGCUUGAGCUCAAUCAUUCACAACUGCAGGAGCUGGACCUGAGCUACAACUACCCAGAAAAGUCUGGAGAACAGAGGCUUUCUGCCAUCGCUGCUGAUCCAAAAACAAGUCUGAAGACACUCAGAAUUGACCACGGGGGAGAAUGCAGACUAAAGCCAGCUCCAAAGAAGUAUGGCAUUGAGCUCAAGCUUGAUGGGAACAAGGCCGGCGAGAGACUGGUCCUCAGUGAGGACGGUAGAACAGCAAGGCGAAAGAAGGCCAAGGACAUAGAGGGUUUCUCCCCGGACCACAAGCGCACGUCCAUGAGGCCCCAGGUGCUCUGUGUCGAGGAACUGCCUGACCUCUGCUAUUGGGAGGUCGAGUGGAGCGGGCAUGUGGGUGUGGCUGUGGUUGAUAGUCGAAUCGAUUGGAAGGGGCGGAGUUGUGGGUUUGGAACCAAUAAGAUGUCUUGGAGUCUGGUCGGCAAAGUAAAAGGAAAUAAAGUGAAGUACGAGUCUUGGACAGACUCAGCGAGCGGGAAACCCUGUAAAACAACAGGCCCCUUGGGUCCUAGACUCGGAGUGUUUCUGGACAGGGAUAGGGGCAUGCUGACGUUCUAUGAUGUUUCAUCUGAAAAGCAGGAGCAUAUUCACACUUUCAAUGUUCGGUUUGACGGGCGUAAGCUCUUAGCUGGGUUCUGGUUGGGUAAAGGCCAUGUGUCACUCUGUGAGAUAUAAGCGCAUUCAACGUUUAUCUUAAAAUGAGCAGACUCUUAAUCAACUCUUUCAGGCAAAAGCAUAUCAGUCUUAAUCUGAGGGCUGAUGGUAGUUUAAGUUGCACUUGAAACGGCUCAAAACUGCACUGUAUCGGCUAAGGAAAAAAUUCAAGAUGACUUGAAUAAAGAAGACAAUAUGACGGCUAGUCACCACUGCCAACUAGCCGGCUUAUUAGACAUGAAUGUGUCAUACAUAAAUUCAAACGUAAAAAUGCCUUCUAACUAUGCUCAUUAGGUGAGUGCUGCAUGCAGCGCUCAACUAUUGUUCUUCAUACGUUUUAUUCUUUCUUUCUUUAUUAUUCUCUACAAACUUUGGGACCUAUCUCUUUCCUCAAUUUUUUUAAUUUUCAAAUAUUAAGGAUAGAUAUUAAGAAUGUUCUACUUUUAAAAUAUUAUCUUUUUUAACAUGGGAAUCAAUGGGAGGAUGGCAGAGCCGUCCUCUGGUACUUCCAACUGUUUAAGACGUAAUUAAAUCAAUUUUCAGCCGUUUAUCUUGAUAACGGAAUUUCAAUGUCAUUUCAACUUUAUUCAGAAUCACAGUUUUAGUUUCAUACCGGCUUUACAUUGUUUACUCCAUUUAGACUUUUGAACUUGAUUUAAGCCAUUUAACGUUUCUUUAUGUCUUAAUCUAUGUGGCUUUAUUCAAAAAUAUUUUCAACCUCACUUUGUACUACAGCCCUCACCGCAUUUUCUGCAGGAAAUGCAUUUUCUAGUUAUUAUUAUGAUUUUGUUGUUUUCGUUAUAUUUUCAUGAAUCUUUGAUACAUACCAUGUGAUCCAUUUAGUGGUACUCCUAAAGUUAAAGGAAGGGAACCACUGAUUUAGAGGACAUUGAGAAAGAGGACCAUUCCUAUGCAUGUUGGUACUGGAAGCAGCCUGAAACAGGCUAUAUUUCUUGUUAUCUAUACAGUUUUAAUGCAAUUGUUUGACUUCUUGUCUGGAAAUGUGAUUAAAUGUGAGAUCAAACACAACGCCUUUUCUCUCAUUGUAUUUGUAUUUCACAUUUGUUUUACAUUUUUAAUCAUUCAAAAGUUCAGUUCAAUCAUCCUCAGUUAAUCCAUCAGUCAAUACAGGAGGUCAAACUCAGUGGAAAGCAGAAACCUUUGACGCAAGGCAUGCUGAUGAGCCUUGAAAACACAAAUGUAAUGUUUUAACACAAAUAAUGUUUGUUCGUUAAAAGAAACAUUGAACAUUUAGUAAAACAAAAAUUAUGAAUGUCCGCAGAUUUAGCACAUGCAUGUGCAUCAAUAGACAGAAACAUGCUCAUUUAUGUACAUGACUGUAGAAAACCGAAGUGAACUGCAGGAGCUAAGUAUCCUCUGGACACCACUAAAUCCAGGCCAGCUUCAACAAGCAUCCGUUAAGGGACAUCCCAAACAAUGUGUUCCUAUAGGGCCCACUUAGGAGCACUCAGCUUGCCAGGCUGAUCUUAGUGUACACACGUGAAUUAGAACUAUGCAAUGAUCUAAGUAUUUAUCACCUGUCUUAGCAAUAAGUGUCGCUUUGCUUAUUGUCAAACCGUGCUCGUAGAUUGUGCCUAUCCCGUCAGGAAUGAUCCUUUAGCUAUGGGUGUGUUUCCUCUUGAACUUCAUUCCACAUAGCUAGGUCAUUUGCUUUAACGCAUAGGGAUCAAAUGCUGUCCAAGCCAGGACUAAAAGUGCAAAAGUGAUGAAGUAUUUGGCUGCAAACAGGCUCCUAAAUGGACACAUCUGUGUUUUCAGCCAUGUCAUAUCAAGUCGAUUCAUCCUAAGGCACAUCAGGGAUUGAGGUAUUUAACCCAGCAUGUUAGUUAUUCCUCAGAGAUUGAAACAUUUCCACAAUCAUUCGAAAGCUUUCAGACCCCCACAUCUGAAUUCUGAUUCUAUAUGGGUGGGGAUCAUCAAAUCAUCACCUCCAAUCAGAAACCUGAGCCCACAGUCCCAGUGGCUCAUUGGCUGGGGUUCUUUCACCGGAGAACAUUCUAGAAUGUCAUACGCAAUUGGAGCUAUGAGCAGAUGCACCUUGUAGAUUCAGAUCUAGACCACUAACUCAUGAAUGAAUACAUCAAUUAAUCGAUUCAGGUUUUUUUUUACUAUGAAACCAAAACAUUGUUAAUGUGCAGUGAACCUUCAUGAGAUCCUUUAGUGAGAGGAUUUCUUCACAGUUUUCUCUGAAAGUAUGAAAGUGCCUGGGCCUACCUCUCUUUUGCCGGAAUCCCCAAGUAAACCACCAAAGGAUUCAAUAUUGUCCUCCGCUCCCCUUUUCCUUUUCUGCGCUCUCUUAUUCCCAUGGGCCCCAUAGUGACAUAAGCUGACCCCCAUGAGGAUUUCAAGACAGAGAUGUUUUACUAGACAGCUUGUCACAGGUGAUUAGCACUCGUACCUA
Molecule: messenger RNA, 11148 nt
Organism: Gadus chalcogrammus (walleye pollock)
Lineage: Eukaryota; Metazoa; Chordata; Actinopteri; Gadiformes; Gadidae
Exons: 15
Coding region: 3978-8747 (1589 amino acids)
Molecular function (GO): protein binding
Source: RefSeq, a predicted model, not a curated record